This is a messenger RNA of Glarea lozoyensis ATCC 20868, 1365 nucleotides long. RefSeq names its product NAD(P)-binding Rossmann-fold containing protein. NCBI's taxonomy places the organism in Eukaryota, Fungi, Ascomycota, Leotiomycetes, Helotiales, Helotiaceae. Bases 1 to 1365 code for a protein of 454 amino acids. The record is from RefSeq and is a predicted model, not a curated record. The transcript has 4 exons. Gene Ontology annotation, molecular function: NAD binding; oxidoreductase activity; NADP binding.
AUGUCUGAAACUGGAAAAAUAGCGUUUCUGGGGUUGGGUGCCAUGGGGUUUGGAAUGGCCACAAACUUACUUUCGAAUAAACUCCAAGUAACAGGAUUUGACGUCUGGCCGCCAACCCUCGAGAAAUUCGUCGCAGCCGGAGGUUCCUCUUCAUCUACACCCCGCGAAGCAGUUAAAUCAGCACCAUAUGUCGUUUUCAUGGUCGCAACAGCAGCUCAAAUCCUCUCCGCACUCUUCGAUCCCGAAACCGGUGCGAUUGAAACUCUGGAACAGGGCGCAACACUUAUACUCUGCUCAACAGGACCGCCAGAGCAUAGUCCCAAUGUACGAAAACUGCUGGAUGAGAAAAACAGAACAGAUGUUAAGGUUAUUGACGCGCCAGUUUCGGGAGGUACAAUAAGGGCUGCGAAUGGCACGUUGACGAUUCUGGCGAGUGGAAAUGAGGAGGAUAUUGCGGGUGCGAGGAAGGUGUUGGAUGUUAUGGCUGGACCGAACUUAUAUCUGAUACCGGGGGGUCUUGGUGCUGGAACCAAAGUGAAGAUGGUACAUCAAGUGCUGGCAGGGAUACAUAUCGUGAUGUCAAGUGAAGCAAUGGGCUUCGCUGCCAAAUUGGGAUUGGAUACCAGGAAGGCGUACGAGGUGUUGAAGAAAGGAGAGGGAAUGAGUUGGAUGUUUGAGAAUAGAGGACCGCAUAUGAUCGUGCCUGAUGAGAAGGUAUAUUCUGCGCUGGGUAUUAUUGUUAAGGAUAUUGGUAUUGUCACAGCAGCAUCCCGUCGCACUACAUCGAAUCCAGGGUUUCCUCUUUUCCUCUCCUCAGCGACCGAACAAGUUCUUGCGGCAGGUAUAUCCGCUGGUUACGAUCGUCUCGAUGACGCGCAACUCACAAGAGUCUACCUCCCUUCGACUCCAUCAUUAGUCCUCGAUCUCGCAUCUCAAGACGCAUCCUGCACAGAUUUUACACCAGAAGAAACUAGCAAAUUGAAACUCGUAGAAAGUACCAUGAAGGCAGUUCAUCUAGUCAGUGCCAUGGAAGCGAUGUCACUAGGAAAGACCGUCGGAUUAGAAACGAACCAAUUAUUCGAAAUCAUAAAAGGUGCGGCUGGGUCGAGUUGGAUGUUUGCAGAUCGCACACCUCAGUUGCUGUCAGGGAAAUGGACGUCAAAGGAAACUGUAAACGAUACAAUUGAUUCGCUGACAACAGCCAUCACCGAAGCAAACGCGCUGAAAUACCCACUUCAUCUCGCAGCCAUCACGCUCCAAAUUCUACAACUUGCGUCGCUGAAGGGAUAUGGAGAUGAACCUGAUCUGGCUGUGAGUAGGGUGUGGGAUCGCGAGACGAGUUUGUAUCCUGGGAAGAGGGUAUGA